Molecule: messenger RNA, 4269 nt
Organism: Setaria italica (foxtail millet)
Lineage: Eukaryota; Viridiplantae; Streptophyta; Magnoliopsida; Poales; Poaceae
Product: probable LRR receptor-like serine/threonine-protein kinase At3g47570
Exons: 2
Coding region: 84-3275 (1063 amino acids)
Biological process (GO): protein phosphorylation
Molecular function (GO): protein kinase activity; ATP binding; protein binding
Source: RefSeq, a predicted model, not a curated record
AAAGCCCCAUUUCAGUUGCCGAUGACCGACAGAGGCCAGCCGACGAGGUCGAGCUCGAGCACCUACCUACCAAAGCAACCGGAAUGGCAACGCGCACAGGAACAGUGAGCUCGCUGCUGCUUCUGCUCCUGUCCGGCUCGAUGUCCGUCUGGACCAUCUCGACUCUAGCGGUGGCGGCCGCAGAGGCCGACGACGAGGCCGCGCUGCUCGCCUUCAAGGCCGCGGCGAUCGGCAGCAGCGGCCACGGCGACCUGCUUCCUUCGUGGAACGGCAGCAGCAGCACCAGCGCCGGCGGGUUCUGCGGCUGGGAGGGGGUGACGUGCGGGGCCAGGCAUCGGCGGCGAGUGGUGGCGCUGCGCCUUCCCUUCCACCGGCUCGCCGGCGUCCUCUCCCCUGCCAUCGGCAACCUGUCGUUCCUCAGGGUCCUCGACCUGAGCUCCAACAGCUUCGCCGGAGAAAUCCCCUCGGCCAUCGGGCGCCUGCGCCGCCUGCGGUCCCUCAACCUGAGCAGCAACGCCUUCGCCGGCGAGCUGCCGGCCAACCUGACCUCAUGCGCCGCACUAGAGGUGAUGACCCUCCAGACCAACCAGCUCCGCGGGCACAUUCCCCCGGAGCUCGGCAACAAGCUGCCGCGCCUCGAGGUGAUCGUGCUGUGGCAGAACAACCUCACCGGCGCCAUCCCGGCGUCCUUGGCCAACUUGUCUUCGCUGAGGAUCUUCGCCGUCGGAUUCAACCAGCUCCAGGGCACCAUCCCUCCGUUCUUUGAAGGUACCCUGGGCCUCCAACACCUCGACCUUGCAUACAAUCGACUCUCCGGUGAGCUCCCGCAAUCCCUGUACAACAUGUCUUCGCUGAAAUCGCUGCAGGUUCAGGGGAACAUGUUCCGUGGACGCAUCCCGGCCGACAUCGGCACCAAGUUCCCCAACUUGCCGAUCCUUAGUUUUGGUGUCAACCAGUUCACCGGAUCCAUCCCUGCUUCACUCUCCAACCUCACCAAUCUCCAAGUGCUCGACCUUUCAAGAAACAGGCUUAGUGGAUAUGUGCCUCGCACACUUGGGAGGCUGCAAGCUCUGCGUACCUUGAGACUGCACAACAACAGGCUAGAAGCAAACAACAGGGAAGGGUGGGAAUUCAUCACUUCAUUAUCAAACUGCAGUAACCUCCAGGUAUUGGAAAUUAAUGGGAACACUGAUUUCACCGGGCAGCUCCCAAGUUCAAUAGCGAAUCUGUCGACAACCUUGCAAAUCCUCCUUCUGGGUAAAACUGGGAUCUCAGGAAGCAUCCCCUCUGCCAUAAGCAAUCUGAUCGGCCUUCAAGUCCUCGCUGUGACAGAUACUUUUAUGUCAGGAGUUAUUCCAGAGAGCAUAGGAAAGCUGGAAAACUUGGGUUCACUCGGCCUAUACAACACUAACGUGUCAGGCCUCAUACCCACAUCCAUUGGAAAUCUCUCAAAUUUGAUUGAAUUGUAUGCAAAUAAUGCCAACCUAGAGGGAGCGAUUCCAACAAGCUUAGGGAAGCUCAAGAAUUUGAUAACCCUUAAUCUGUCCCUAAACCGCUUCAACGGUUCAAUUCCGACUGAAAUUUUCAAACAACCCCAGCUCUCUAGAUACUUAGACUUGUCAUACAAUUCGCUGUCGGGACCCCUUCCUUCUGAAGUUGGUAGCUUACAGAAUGUUAACCAACUAUUUCUUUCUGGAAACCAAUUGUCUGGUGAGAUACCUCAUAGUAUCGGGGAGUGCACCGUGCUGCAGGAACUUUGGUUGGACAAUAACUCAUUCGAAGGAAGAAUACCUCAAUCUCUGAACAAGAUAAAGGGUCUGAGUACACUCAACUUGUCCAUGAAUAGAUUGUCUGGUUCUGUUCCUGACGCAAUUGGAAGUAUCCAAAACUUGCAACAAUUAAACCUGGCACACAACAAUUUAUCAGGGACGAUUCCUACAAAUCUGCAGAAGUUGACAUCACUGACAGAAUUGGAUCUGUCCUUCAAUAAUCUGGAAGGGGAAGUGCCAAAAGAGGGCAUUUUCAGAAAUUUGGCUAACUUAUCGAUCAUCGGAAAUAAUGGGCUUUGUGGUGGAAUACCUCAGCUUCACUUAGCUCCAUGCCAUAUGACCUCUGUGAAAAAUAAUAGAAAGCGGCGGUUGGUGUCUCUUCCAAUAGCUCUGACAGUAAUGGGUGCACUCUUGUUCUUAGUGUUUGUUGUUAUCCUCAUUCUGUUUAACUACAAGAAACUUAAACAAAAGCAGAAGAACCAAUUCCAACCACCAAUGCUUGAGGAACAGUUUGGUAGAAUUUCUUAUGAUGCAUUAGCAAAUGGAACCAAUGGCUUUUCAGAAGAUAAUUUGCUUGGAAAAGGAAGCUUUGGGGAGGUCUAUAAAUGCGAUUUUCAGGAUAACAGAACUAUUGUUGCUGUGAAGGUUUUUAACCUCAAACAAUCUGGAUCUGCUAGAAGUUUUAUUGCGGAAUGUGAGGCACUGAGAAGCGUGCGUCACCGUUGUCUCAUAAAUAUCAUCACAUGCUGCUCAAGCAUCGAUCACCAAGGUCAAGAGUUCAAGGCACUAAUUUAUGAGUUCAUGCCAAAUGGUAGCUUAAAUGAUUGGAUUCAUCCAAAAUCUGGCAUGCCCACAGUGAGUAACACUCUCAGCCUAGCACAAAGGCUCGAUAUUUCUGUUGAUAUCAUGGAUGCAUUGGACUAUCUUCAUAAUCACUGCCAACCACCAAUCGUUCACUGCGAUCUCAAGCCGACCAACAUCCUUCUUGCAGAAGACAUGAGUGCCCGAGUUGGUGACUUUGGUUUAUCAAGAAUCCUUCCAGAAAGUGCAAGUAAAACCCUGCAAAAUUCAAAUAGCAUGACUGGCAUAAGAGGCUCCAUUGGUUAUAUUCCUCCAGAGUAUGGUGAAGGCUCUGCAGUCUCAACUAUAGGUGAUGUGUAUAGUCUCGGUAUAUUAUUGCUUGAGAUGUUUACUGGAAGGAGUCCCACAGAUGACAUGUUUGGAGACACGGUGCAUCUGCAUAAGUAUGCCGAGCAUGCCCUUAGAGAAAGAAUCUUGAAUAUUGCUGAUUCAACCAUCUGGCUGCAUGUAGAGUCAAAAGAUAGCAAUAUAAGGAGCAGAAUCAAGGAUUGCUUGGUUUCUGUUUUCAGGCUUGCCAUAUCCUGCUCAAAGCAACAUCCAAGGGACCGGAUGAUGAUGAGAGAUGCAUCAGCAGAAAUGCAUGCAAUCAGAGAUUCAUAUACCACAUGUUUUCCUGCUAGCUUGAGAUCACAAAAACUGCAGUAAUUUACAAGAGCAAUGAUCUCAGCUAUAGGUAGAACAGGAUACACGGUAUAUGUAAUCUGUUACCUGAAAUAAAUGAAGCCAUAUAUGCUCAGAGCCGUCAUUCUUUCUGUAAGAGAGGUGAAAACUAAAAGGUAACAUUAUGCAAAUUUUACAUACUUAGACAUGCAAUGUUUGAAGCUACAGAACAGCAUAGGAGAAAGCAUAGCAAACCGACACUAUUUCUGGGAUAUUUAAGUUAGCUAUACAUGGACCAGCAUGCAAGAGAACUAUGUGCAUUUUUCAGUUCAAACCUACCUAGCCAUGCGAGCACUAUGUGGCCUUUUUAGUUCAAGCCUAGUCAUGCGAGUAGCAAGCAAAUAACAUUCUUGCCCAGAUAUUUGCCACACAGUUCAUUAUGCAAUAGCUUACAAUCAAGUUCAUUCACACAGUCAGACCAUUAUAUAACAGAAAUCACAAAAGACAAAACCAUAGAAUAAGUAACAUUAAUCACAAAAUCCAUGAGGAACUAGUGGCCCGUAAGCACGACCACACUUCUUAUCGCAAGGCACACAGAAACCAUCAUCCAUCCAUCCAAUUUCAUUCACACUUCAAUGCUGCUGCAAUCAGACAAAAUGCACCACAACAAUCAGCAGCGCCCAACAACCACUACAAGUACCAGUGGCGAGAGGGAGGCAACCUAAGGGGAUGUGAACCUGGUGACAACCUUGAUGCCCUCGGAGAUGGCGUGCUUCACGAGCUCAAGGACAAUGUUUACACUUUAGCUCCGGUAGUUCCUCGAGGGGAAGCAAUCCCUGUGUGCGGGAUCCACAUGACAUGGCUAAUGGGAACAAUAGGACACUUGUAAGUUGUAACAAAGUAUCUUCAGUUGAAUUUUCUUUAGUCAUGAACAUUAUUAUUCUUGUGAAGCUUCAUGUAACAUGAUUAGUCGUUGAACUUGAUAUCUUCUAUCAUGCAUGUAUAAGACCAGGCUGAGCUGGAGACACUUUGUUUUCAA